This is a messenger RNA of Megalopta genalis, 576 nucleotides long. It is a transcript of the gene Fabpl, whose product is annotated as FABP-like protein. Lineage: Eukaryota; Metazoa; Arthropoda; Insecta; Hymenoptera; Halictidae. Gene Ontology annotation, molecular function: lipid binding. The record is from RefSeq and is a predicted model, not a curated record.
CGUGGCACCGGACAUCUCGCUGCUAGCAACAGCUACGUGUUAACGUGUUCAUUCUCUCUCUGUCUUACUUUCUCUCGUGCAAACACACCGGCUCCAAGAUGGUGCAGAUCGUCGGAAGAUACCAAUACGUCUCUAACGAGAACUUCGACGAGUUCGUGAAAAUGCUCGGCCACAAGGACCUGGCCGCCCCGUUGCUGUCCUCCAAGCCGAUCGUCGAGAUCAGCCAGUCCGGGGACCAUUGGACCGUCGUCGUCAACUCCGACGAGAAAUCCAGCUCCACCACGUUCAAGCUGAACGAGACCUACGACGAGAAGCUGCCUUCCUUCGACCACAAGUUCCCGAGCAUUGCAACGCAGGAGGGUGACAAGCUGAAAAUAGUUACAACUGUAACCGAUGGUCUCGACAUCACCCGCAUCUACGAGUUCACAGAGACCGGAAUGCGAGUGGUCGUGUCCUCCAAUAUGGUAGACGUCACGGCAGUACGCACAUACAAGAGGCUCUAAAUAACACAAAUAUUUAGAUAAAUAAAUAAAGUCAUUCUUUUCGUAUGAAUUAAAAAUAAAAGAUUUUUUACAA